Dermacentor andersoni is the source of this 1002-nucleotide messenger RNA. Its product is annotated as steroid receptor RNA activator 1-like. Gene Ontology annotation, biological process: regulation of transcription by RNA polymerase II. Gene Ontology annotation, cellular component: nucleus. The record is from RefSeq and is a predicted model, not a curated record. Lineage: Eukaryota; Metazoa; Arthropoda; Arachnida; Ixodida; Ixodidae.
CACAUAAAUACAGGAACAUGUACGCGAUGCACGUGCCACAACAAACAUGGCGGCGCUCAGGCCAGGGAAUGAUGACAAGGCGUGGAACGAUCCUCCAGUGUUCGCCUACACUGACGUCCAAGGCACACCCGCCGCAGCGGCGCCCAAGAGGAACCUUUUGAACAAGAGGGUACCCUUUCCCCAGGAUGGUAUAAAGCCUCAGAAUGCACCGUCUGCUACUGGCACAGCGCCGCCUCCUUCAGGACAAGCAACAUCAUCUGGGCUUUUCAAAGCAGCCCAUUCAGGUAACCUCACAGAAGCUAGUAAUAAGGCUGACCAAAAGGAGGCAGAAGAGGUAAAUGAUAGUCCCAAGGCGACCCCGGCCUGUUCCCCAGAAAACAUCAAAGAAGAGACUCUAAGCAACCUCAACAAAGCUGCCAGACAGUAUGCACAGAACAUGGAGAAGAGAAAGCAAGAUGAUGUAAAAAAGCGAUUAGAUUUAUUCAAAAGUGUUUGGGAGGAGGGAAAGCUCAGUCUACCAGUACAACAACGAAUGCACGAGUUAGCACUGGAGCUUCUGAAUGGAAAUCACGAGAAGGCAAACGCACUUCAUGUUUCCCUAAUGGUGGACUACGUAAGUGAGGUCAGUCAGUGGAUGCUUGGCAUCAAGCACCUUAUCUUAGCAGCCCAGGCAGCACAAGAAAAGCCUGCUAGUGAAGCACAGGAGUCCACUUGACCUCUGCUGAAACAGUGUUAGACGUGAGGAAAAGCCUGCUGAAACAGGCCGCUCCUUUUGUUUUAAAAGGAGGCCGUUUAAUGCUCAUUAAAAAAAAGGAAGCGGGUAACUUUCUCCUGUGAAGGCAAUAUUUGGGUAAAUUUUCUGGCCUUCUCUUCAAAUACAAGUGGAAUUUCAGACAUAUACUUAUGCCUAAUGGCAUUUGUUGUGGUUGUAAGGUGCUGCAAAAUUUAGGAAUUGAAAUGCAUUUGUGAUAUGCUUUCUUGAUAAAAGCUUUUGUGAGCUCA